AUGAUUAUAUUCGGCAGUGCGAGACGAGACGACUGUCGUAGGGGCAAAAUACUCGACAUUUACUGCCCUCACCGCAAACUGGCCACAGCCUCACCAGAAAAGACCGUCCGCUUCUCGGCAGCCACCGGUUCGGAGGGAGAUAGCGAGAAUAGGAGAAGAGCGGAAAACGAGCCAAUUCGACUAGCAGACGCGGAUCCGGCAGCCUUGCGCCACAUCGAAUUGUGCCAGAGACGGUGUGGCUAUACGCGAAGGGAGAGUGUGACGAGUGUGGCUGAAUGA
Messenger RNA from Protopolystoma xenopodis, 279 nucleotides. Lineage: Eukaryota; Metazoa; Platyhelminthes; Monogenea; Polystomatidea; Polystomatidae. The record is from the annotation of a GenBank genome assembly.